This is a messenger RNA of Gallus gallus (chicken), 3371 nucleotides long. RefSeq names its product protein MANBAL-like. The transcript has 5 exons. The record is from RefSeq and is a predicted model, not a curated record. The coding region runs from base 1295 to 1552 and encodes 85 amino acids. NCBI's taxonomy places the organism in Eukaryota, Metazoa, Chordata, Aves, Galliformes, Phasianidae. Gene Ontology annotation, cellular component: membrane.
AGGCCAGGAUGGCAUUGGCCCUCUUGGGGGGCUCAUGUUUGAAUCCCCAAACCUUAGAUGCAGGAAGAGGUGCUAGAUGCUGACAUGGUAGCCAGGGCUUCUGUCUCCCAGGAAGCAGGUGUAGUCAGGUCUGCUUUGGAGCCUGCUGUUCUUUGCGCUGACCUCGGGAGAUCCCUCAGUAUGCUGUUGUGUGCCACAUGCACCAGCCCCAAAAGGGGAUUCCCCUGUGGAAGGAGGGAGAGGGUGAAGGAGGUUGAGGGCCCUUUUCUCGGGGAUGGCUCUUCUGUGCCCUCUUGCUUGCUGGAGGGGGAAGCACAGGGAACAGCUUUUACCUCCCAUCCCGUGCCCUGUCCUCCAGCCCUCUCCUCAUCCUAUGCAGAACACCACUCCCAGCAGCGCAGUUGCCAUUGCAGAUCCUUCCCCAUGUCACAGCUGUCACCAUGGUCCCUGUUGCCCCACCCAGCGCAACUGCCUCUGAGAGUGCUGGGCUGGUGACAGCCAUGUCCAGUACAAAAAGAGCGAGAGCUGGGGAUAGCCCUAUUUUAAAUGGGAAGAGGGAGCUGGGGGCCCCAGAGUCAAAGAGGAGGAGGGGGCCCGCCAUGAACAUCAAGCGGAGGAUGAGGAGUGUCUGAUACCGUUGCACCCGGACCACCACUGUGACCAACCAUGUGGAGCCCAUGGAAGUGGAUCCACCUCCAGAUGAUGCUGAGCCCAUGGAGGUGGAUCCGCCUGCGGCACAGCUGGCCUGGCACCACACCAUCGUGCCAGGCCCCACAGCUCCACCAUCGCUGGUCCAGGCGCUCGGCUCCUUACCUGCUGUGCAGCCCCCACCCCCGGCGUUAGCUGGGUGGCACUGCUUACCACCUGCUCCUCCUCCAUCUUGUUGCUCCUCUGGAGCCAAGUUCUGCGGGCCCCUAGUUCCAUCUCCCCCCUGUAGGUGUUAGGUCCCCGUCCCUGGUUUUGUUGUUGAUAUUAGUGUUUAGUUUUAGUGUUAGGAAUUAUUACUGUUCAUAUUUUAGUGUUAGGCAUAGGUUACUCUUCGUAUUUUAGCAUUCGGCAUAGAUUGCUACUAUCAACUGGAUGUAAACGCUGCUCAUUUGAAUAUCGAGGAACAGAGCCUGAGUGGCUGAGAAAUUGAGUUGGGACUCAGGAGAACAAUUUGUGACUGUCACAAACUUCCUGUGUGGCCAUUGCAGGCAGUUGGUGUCGUACAGCACAGCAGCAGCACGGUUGUGAAUACAUACACAAGAAGCCGCUCUCCUUGAGAACAGUAGAGCAGCAGGCUGUCUGCACUAUGGCUGCUGAACGGCAUUACUCCCCACCGGAGAUCCCUGAGCCCACGCUGAUGGAGACUGUGCUGCACCACGGACUCUUCUUUGGAGCCAUUUUCCAGCUUCUCUGUGUGUUAGCCAUUAUCCUGCCAGUUUCCCAGUCCCGUAAGACAGACUCGGAUGGUUCUGGGACUAAGACCUGGGAGGCGGUGAAGAAACCAAAGGCAAGUGCUGCGCAGCUAAGUAAGAAACCCAAGAAGGAAAGCAAAAAGAAACGAUAAGGGCUUGACCGACAAGCCUCAAAAGACAAAGGAAUCACCUGUAAUGCUUCCUCAGAGAUUGUACCAAAGGCAUCCGAGUAUGUCGUCUGGUUUUCUGGCAUUGCCAUGCUUUACCUUUCGCAGACAAUGGAGAGGAACUGAGGAAACUGGAAGGGAAGGGCUUCUGAUGUGUUACAAGCAAAGAGUCAUAAGCAGGACUUCAUGUGAUGUGAUUCAUGGGUCAGUCCCCAUCCAGUGUAGUAUGAGACUGAAAUAAGGCUAGACGGGACUGGAGAGUGGGAGGUGGUGACGUAGCCACAGAGUAAGGCAUCUUAAGCUUCUUGAUGCCAGCUCCCAUCUUGGUUUUUUAGACCACAAAUGAGUCAGUGGGAGGAGAACCUGCUGUGUGAGGUGCCUCAGGGCUCAGAGCGGCUUUGAAGGAAAGGCUUCUGUGGCAGGGCUGCAAGUCUGCCAUCUUUUUGCAUACGUAGACUGCCAUCCUCCAUUGACAAAGGCAUUGUGAGCCCAGGUAUGGCAGUAGUGCUGUUAGGUUUCUGGUAGAGAACAGACGCAGAACAGCACAUUUGCUGAAACCAUCAGUUUGCUGCUCUCCCUUGCUGUUGGUGGAAAUGACGAGUGGACAGCACAAGGAAAGCAGAACAAAGCAUGUGAGACAAAAGCACUCUGAAGUUGCUUGGACAUCUCAGGACAAAGAAACAUGACAAAAAUUUCCCAUGCAAACAACACAAACUGGUAUCGUUGUUGAGUUUCCAUGGGUGAGGAUGGUAGUUGUUUUAUCUAACUCUGUCCUUCUGCAGGUUCCCUAAAGGUGGGCUCUGUUGCAUUCUUCUAACAGAGGCACAACUACUGAAAGAGUAAUGCACGCAUUACCCAAAAUACAGGAGUGCUUCCACAGCCAAAAACUGGUUGCCAUGAGCCCUGUGUGGUUGUUACCUCGGAGCAGCAGGCUGCUUCUUUCUCUGACUGAACGAGACUGAAUGAGUCAUUGCUAACUGGAAAUCCUGGAUGCUGGGGUUUCAUUUUGGGGGUUGUGAAUUGAGGAAAGCAGAUUAGGCUAAAAGUUAUGUGCCUUCAUGAGGUGUUGAAUCGGCAGCUGCAGAUCUGACCUUGCUAAGCCAGGUUCUCACUACUGAUAACAGAUGCUUUUCUACGGACUUGGACAGUUAGUGCAGACAGCGGGUGUCCUGUCUUUGCACGUAACAUCGUUAGCUCCCCUAUCUCUGGAAUGCAAGGUAGCAGGCUCAAAGAGUAAAACCACAAAUUAACAAAGAAGCGGCGGAUUGGUGAACAGAGUUGUGGCUGAUGAGACGACCAAUCAGAGCCACCCAUCGUAACCCAAGCCCAAGAAAAUAGCACCAUGACCUUCAUCAGAAAGACCACCGAGAGACACGCGUGUGUAAAAGAGCUGAGACUUGGGGCGGGGGGGGGGGGGGGGGGGUUGUCAGUCCUUCUGGGGACUCAUUGUAAUAACCCAAACUUUUCUUGGACAUCUAAUGCAUAUGUAAGCAGCUUGGUCUUUAAGUAUGUGCCUUUCUUGCCCUCCGGCAUGCAGGCUAGGUGGGCAUAUCCCCCCCUGCAUCUGGCGUGUGCGCAGCGCUGAUUAGACAUACCUGCUUUAUAACUACUCAGAGGUGGGAUUGUGCUGUAUUUGCAGUUGGUUCCGAACGGCUCGAUACCUGUUUUGGAAUGUUGAUUAGCUGGACUUACGGUAUGCCUUUAGUAAUUACCGUAUUCCACAUUUUAUUUUCUGUUGAAAUAUAUACUAAAUACAAGCAAAAUAUUUUUGUUUAAAAUAAAAGCAAGAAUAACUUUUUAAAAA